CUCCCGCCUCCUAUGGAUGGCAAAGCGGCACCCAACGGCGUGGCCACCAUCGAGGACAGGAUCCUGCGCAUCACGGGCUACUAUGGAUAUUACCCGGGCUACUCCAGCCAGAAAAGUGUCUCACGAUCAUCUGUCAUCCAAUGCAAGCCAGGAGGCAACUGCCCCAGCAGACACAGAGGCAUGACUAGGCAGCUCUCCCCUUUAUCUGUUGCGGAAGAUUCUGCUGCUCCCAUUCUUGAGCUGCAGAAUCGAAGUCCCUCGGGCAUCUAUCGGCACAGCAGAGUCGAGAGGCAGAGCAGAUCAGGAGAAGAAGGAACACAAACACACACAGAGAGCGGCAACCAAGAAGCAGAGAGACAGACACGAUGUCAGUCUUGCACGUCCACRUUUCUUAAGCUUAUCUGGAGAUUUCUGAUCAUUUUGUCUGUCUCUUCGUCCUGGGUGGGGACCACGCAGUUUGUCAAAAUCACGUACGAGACCUUUGACUGUCCCAUUUUCAUGACUUGGUUCUCAACAAACUGGAACAUUAUGGUUUUUCCCAUUUAUUAUUCUGGGCACCUUGCAACUGCACAGGAGAAGCAGUCUCCAAUCAAAAAAAUCAGGGAAUGCAGUCGGAUUUUUGGUGAAGACGGUCUGACGCUGAAACUGUUUCUUAAAAGGACUGCUCCCUUUUCUAUUCUGUGGACUUUGACUAACUACCUGUAUUUACUGGCUUUAAAGAAGCUGACAGCCACAGACGUCUCUGCCCUAUUCUGUUGUAACAAAGCUUUUGUCUUCUUGCUUUCUUGGAUUGUGCUGAAAGACAGGUUCAUGGGAGCAAGGAUAGUUGCAGCGAUAAUGGCAAUCACAGGAAUUGUGAUGAUGGCCUAUGCGGAUGGUUUCCAGGGCGAUUCAAUUAUCGGGGUAGCAUAUGCUGUUGGCUCAGCCUCUACGUCUGCAUUGUAUAAGGUUCUGUUCAAAAUGUUUCUGGGCAGCGCCAACUUUGGCGAGGCGGCGCACUUCGUGUCCACCUUGGGCUUCUUCAAUUUGAUUUUCAUCUCCGUUACCCCCAUCAUCCUCUACUUUACCAAAGUGGAGUACUGGUCCCCGUUCUCGGCCGUGCCGUGGGGCUACCUGUGCGGAGUGGCCGGCCUCUGGCUAGCUUUCAACAUCCUGGUCAACGUUGGCGUCGUGCUCACAUACCCCAUUCUCAUCUCUAUCGGCACAGUGCUCAGCGUUCCUGGAAAUGCAGCUGUGGAUCUCUUGAAGCACAAGAUGAUCUUCAGCGUGGUGAGGCUGGGUGCCACCAUCAUCAUUUGCAUCGGGUUCCUGCUAAUGCUGCUGCCUGAAGAGUGGGAUGAAAUAACCCUGCGGUUCAUCAACAGCCUAAAGGAGAAGAAAAGUGAGGAUCACGCCGACGACAUCACGGACUCCAGCGUGCACACGAGAAGCAGAAGUAGAGCCAACGGGACAGUGUCUAUACCACUAGCUUAGAGCUGGUGGACUUCAACUGCACGCAAAUGUAUAUUCUGUGAAUAUAGCUGAAAUUUCCUCACUACUUGUAUGCUUAAAAAAAACCAACAUUUACUCUGAACUGGAGAUGAAUUGUAAGAUAAGAGAAAUACAUCUAUAAUAAAUGUUUACAUUUAUACACUUACCAAGGAACAGGUGUAAAUAACCACAAUAAAAGGUUUUGUA
This is a messenger RNA of Nothoprocta perdicaria, 1677 nucleotides long. RefSeq names its product solute carrier family 35 member F4 (gene SLC35F4). Bases 13 to 1473 code for a protein of 486 amino acids. The transcript has 8 exons. The record is from RefSeq and is a predicted model, not a curated record. Gene Ontology annotation, cellular component: membrane. Lineage: Eukaryota; Metazoa; Chordata; Aves; Tinamiformes; Tinamidae.